This is a messenger RNA of Closterium sp. Naga37s-1, 3030 nucleotides long. Lineage: Eukaryota; Viridiplantae; Streptophyta; Zygnematophyceae; Desmidiales; Closteriaceae. The record is from the annotation of a GenBank genome assembly.
AUGUCUCGUCAGCGUCUUGUCUUAGGCCUCCCGCGUGUCUUGCCGUCGCUGCCGCCUUUGCUUGCACCGCCGUGCGGUCCCUGCGUCGAGGGUCGGCUGCGCGCCACCCCUCACUCCUCCUCCCUUCGUCCGGCCACCGAGCCUUUUGAGACGCUCCACUUGGACGUCUGGGGCCCCGCCCCUCGCCUUGGCCUUGAGCGCGAGCGUUUCUUUUUGGUGGUCGUUGACGACUACUCCCACUACACCACUGUGUUCCCCCUGGCAAAGAAGUCUGAGGUGACUUCUACGCUGAUCAGGUGGUUGCUUACCACUGAGGGCACUCGUGGUCGUCAUGUCAGCUGUCUUCACUCUGACCGUGGGGGUGAGUUUCGCUCCGGCAUUCUCGCUGGAUUCUGUCGCGAGCAGGGCAUUCGUCAGUCCUGGACGCUUCCAGAGUCCCCACAGCAGAAUGGGGUUGCUGAGCGCCGCAUAGGCUUAGUCAUGGAGAUCGCCCGCACCUCCUUGACUCACGCCCGUGCCCCCCAUUUUCGGUGGCCCUACGCGGUUAGGUACGCCGCUCACCAGCUGAACCUCUGGCCACGCGUCUCUCGGCCAGAGGCUUCACCGACCAGUCUUUGGACCGGGUCCCCUGGUGUUGUGUCGAGGUUUCGUGUCUGGGGUUGCUUGGCUCUUGUCCGCGACACUUCCGCGGACAAGCUCUCGCCUCGCGCCGUUCCCUGUGUCUUCCUUGGUUUCCCUGAGGACUCCUCUGACUUCACCUUUUACCACCCUCCCUCUCACCGGUUCUUUGACUCCUGUGACGUCCGUUUCGAGGAGUCCACCCCCUACUACGUCAGGUACCCCAGUCGAGGUCUCCCGGUUCCUCCUCCCCCUCUCUUCCUGACUUCCGCUCCCCCUCCUGCUCCCCCAGUACAGCCUCCCCCCCCUGGUCCCGCCCCGUCAGGUGUGUCCCAGGCUACCCCUCCCCCCUCGGUCGCCCCUCAGGUGCAGCCUCCUUCCCCGCAGUCCUCCUCACAGCCUGCUGCAGACCCUGUGGGAGCCGGUGCUCGUGGAGAGGGCCCUACAGGUGCUAGCUCUGGGGGUGCUGGAGUUGGAGCUGAGCCUGUGGUUGCAGGAGACUCUUGUCUUCUGGGAGCUGGUGCUGGUCCUGCUGACUUUGGGGGUGCUACGCCUCGUGUUCGUCGUGCCCGUGAGGAGCAGCUGGAGUUGGAGAGAGAGGAGAGAGAGUUGCAGCGCCUGGAGGAGCAGCAGCAGCAGCAGCAGGAGCAGCUGCAGCAGCCGCGGCUGGAGCCGCCGCAGCAGCAGGAGGCGCAGGAGCUGGAGCCGCUACAGCAGCAGGAGGAGCAGCAGCAGCCGCCGCAGCAGCAGCAGCAGCAGCCGCCGCCGCCUCCUCCUCCUGUCUCCGGUCUUCGGGCCCUCGGUCUCCCCUCCCGCUCUCCUUCCUCCUCCCCCUCUCCUCCCGUCUCGGGUCCUCCGCUUCCUCCUCCUGACCCCUCUCCAGCUGUUUUCCCUUGUUCUCAGUCUUCGUUGUCCCCUCCUCCUUCUCAGACCUGGGCCUCUCGUCGCUCCCCUCGUGCUCGUCCCUCGUCCCCUGUUCCCGUCACUGACCUUCGUACUGCCUUACUUCGUUCUAGUCCGCCUCGUCCGUCUCCGUCUGUGCUUCCGUCUCCUCCUGAGUCGGCCCUCACUGCUUCGCUUUCUACUCCUGUCACUGACUACUACCGCACGUACCGUCCUGUUCUCUCUCGUGUUCUCGCCUCUCUUGUUACCCACCCUCGUGCCUCUGUGUCCUCUGUCUCCGCUCUUACUGCCGCAGUCACUGAGUUUGCCUCUACUCGCCGCCUUGACUUCGCCACUAGUCUUGUGGCUGCUCCUCCUUCCAGUCCUCUGGCCGUCGGGGGUGUGUCUGCCCUUGGCUGUGACGCCCUAGAGGACAGGCAGUUUGAGCUAGAGUUCCUGGCAGCCGCUUCCCCUCAUCUCUGUGCCAUGGUGCUCGCCCCUGCGGGAGACCCCGACGCCCUUGACAUACCGACUCCUCGCACUUACGCUGAGGCAGUGUCAGGGCCUUGGGCCUCUCAGUGGAGAGCUGCCAUGGACGCAGAGAUGGCCUCCUACAGAUCCACAGGCACCUACGUCGACGAGGUUCCCUCCCCUGGGGCGAACGUAGUCGAUGGCAUGUGGAUCUACAGGGUGAAGCGGCCACCGGGAUCUCCUCCGGUCUUCAAGGGGCGCUACGUGGCUAGAGGUUUAAGUCUGCGCGAGGGAGUUGACUUCUUUCAGACCUUCGCGCCCACCCCAAAGAUGACCACUCUUCGGGUGUUACUGCACGUAGCGGCACAGAGAGACUACGAGUUACACUCUCUCGACUUCUCUACUGCGUUUCUUCAAGGUAGCCUACACGAGGAGGUCUGGCUGCGUCGUCCCUCUGCCUUCACUAGCACUUUCCCUCCUGGGACCCAGUGGAGGCUGAGGCGACCGGUCUACGGUCUCCGUCAGGCUCCCCGUGAGUGGCACGACACCCUUCGUUCUACUCUCGCUGACCUUGGUUUUCAGACGUCGUCUGCCGACCCGUCACUGUUCGUUCGUCGUGGCUCUACAUCGUUCUUUGUUCUAGUCUACGUCGACGACCUGGUUUUCGCCACUGCUGACAGGGUUGCCUUGGCAGACGUGAAGUCCAAACUGCAGAAGAGACACACUUGCACUGACCUUGGUGAGCUGCGUCACUACCUUGGCCUGCAGAUCACCAGGGACAGAGUUGCUCGCACCAUUACACUCUCACAGUCACACAUGGUGCAGCAGGUCCUUCAGCGGUUCGAGCUUCAGCACUCCACAGUACAGCGCACACCUCUUGCUAUUGACCACAGACUCACUGGACCCUUUCCUGACGAGCCGUUUGAGUCCAGUGGUCCCUAUGCAGAGUUAGUGGGCUGCCUCAUGUACCUGAUGACUUGUACUCGUCCGGACCUCGCCUUCCCUCUCAGCGUCCUUGCUCGCUUUGUUGCGCCAGGGAGGCACCGUCCUGUUCACUGA